Molecule: messenger RNA, 1651 nt
Organism: Drosophila rhopaloa
Lineage: Eukaryota; Metazoa; Arthropoda; Insecta; Diptera; Drosophilidae
Gene: Cyp6d5
Product: probable cytochrome P450 6d5
Exons: 5
Coding region: 60-1586 (508 amino acids)
Molecular function (GO): monooxygenase activity; heme binding; iron ion binding
Source: RefSeq, a predicted model, not a curated record
AGUUAGUUUCGAUUUAGAACGCGAGAAGUGCGGACAGAUAGUAAACAAAAUACAAUCAAAUGAUUGGAAUAUAUUUACUGAUCGGUGCAGUCACACUGCUCUAUGUCUACCUCAAGUGGACAUUCAGCUACUGGGAUCGCAAGGGUUUUCCCUCCACCGGAGUGAGCAUCCCUUUCGGUGGCCUGAAAUCCGUGACACAGGGAAAGCGAUCCUUCGGAAUGGCCAUUUACGAUUUGUACCAAUCGACCAAGGAACCUGUUGUCGGAAUAUAUCUUACUUUGAGACCAGCUCUCCUGAUUAGAGAUGCUCAAUUGGCUCACGAUAUGUUGGUCAAGGACUUCGCCAGCUUUCACGAUCGUGGUGUUUAUGUGGAUGAGGAGAACGAUCCCAUGUCCGCGAGUUUGUUUCAAAUGGAAGGAGCAAGCUGGAAGGCACUGCGUAACAAGCUUACGCCUUCUUUUACGUCCGGAAAACUAAAGGCCAUGUUCGAGACCUCCGAUUCUGUCGGAGAUAAAUUGAUAGCCAGUAUGAAGGCACAAUUGCCUCAAUCGGGCAGCAAGGAGUUGGAACUUAAGAAACUAAUGGCAACCUAUGCCAUCGAUAUUAUUGCAACGACUAUUUUUGGCCUUGAUAUUGACAGCUUUGCAGAUCCAAACAAUGAAUUUCAGGUUAUUAGCAGAAAAGUCAAUCGUAGAAACUUUGAAGAUAUUGUUCGUGGAGCAUCUAGUUUCCUUUAUCCCGGCCUGGAAAAGUUCUUUGUGCGAAUCGGCUGGAAACAGGAGGCCACAGAAAGGAUGCGCGAGUUGUCAAACCGAACAGUCGAUCUCAGGGAGCAGAACAAUAUUGUGCGAAAGGAUUUGCUACAACUUCUCCUGCAGUUGCGCAAUCAGGGAAAGAUCAGUACUGAUGAUUCAGUUUGGACAGCGGAGAGUACAAAAAAUGGAGUGAAAUCCAUGUCGAAAGAUUUGAUUGCCGGGCAGCUAUUUCUGUUUUACAUAGCGGGCUAUGAGACAACGGCAUCCACGACAUCCUUCACUCUCUACGAGCUCACCCAAAAUCCGGAGGUGAUGGAAAAGGCGAAGGAGGAUGUACGCAAUGCCCUCGAAAAGCACGGCGGGAAACUAACCUACGAUGCCAUUUCGGACAUGAAAUACCUGGAGGCUUGUGUACUGGAAACCGCUCGCAAAUACCCAGCUCUUCCACUGUUGAACAGAGUCUGCACCCAGGAUUAUCCUGUGCCCGAUAGCAAGCUAGUAAUCAAAAAGGGCACACCAGUUAUAAUCUCCCUAAUUGGAAUGCACCGGGAUGCCGAGUACUUCCCCGAUCCACUUAGCUAUCAGCCAGAACGUUAUCUAGAAGAUAACAAAAACUUUAACCAGGCGGCAUAUAUGCCUUUUGGGGAGGGACCCAGGAUGUGCAUCGGUGCCCGCAUGGGAAAGGUGAAUGUAAAGAUAGCGAUUGCCAAGGUUUUGUCGAAUUUUGAUCUGGAGAUCAGAAAGGAAAAGCGUGAGAUUGAAUUUGGAAUUAAUGGAGUACCGCUGAUGCCCAAGGAAGGUGUUCCCGUUCGUCUUUCCCUCAAGAAGUAGCCACUAAACUUAGAUUAGAACCCUAUAAAACCUAGAAAAUAAACUGCAAUUUGUAAAAAAGAAAA